AUGCUUUCUCUGCGGCGGGUAGUUACGACGGCGGUCUCCUCUGUUGGGCGCCAAGGUCUUCGAGCUGUACCUGCGAGCACUAGGCUGUACUCUCAAGCCAUUGGACCUUUGGUGUAUGACUUACAUGAACCUGCCCAACCAAAGACAGACAAGAAGAACUCACCCAUUCUGUUCCUUCACGGUCUGUUUGGAUCCAAGAAGAACAACAGAGCUAUCAGCAAAGCUCUGGCUCGAGAUCUAGGAAGAUAUGUAUACGCCCUAGAUCUCAGAAACCACGGUGAAUCACCUCAUGACACACGCCAUGACUACAGUGCCAUGGCUCAGGAUGUAGCCGAGUUCAUUGAGGGUCACGGUCUCAAGGACACAACUCUGAUCGGUCACUCAAUGGGAGCCAAAACUUCCAUGGCACUGGCCCUUCGGUCUCCAGACCUUGUGUCUGAUAUUGUCGCCGUUGACAAUGCCCCCGUGGAUGUCUCACUCAGCAGAGAUUUCCCCAAGUACGUCCGCGCCAUGAAGAAGAUCCAGGAAGCCGGUGUCACACGUCAAUCCGAAGCCGACAAGAUCCUCAGCGAGGUUGAGGAGUCUCUGCCUAUCCGACAAUUCCUCCUCGGCAACAUGUACUUGCCCGAAGGUGAGAAGGUGCGCAAGUUCCGCAUUCCUCUUCACACCCUUGGCAAGGCGUUGGACAACCUUGGAGAUUUCCCAUACAAAAACCCCAACGAGAUCCGUUUUGAGAAACCAGCCUUGUUCGUUCGAGGUACAAAGAGUAAAUAUGUGCCUGAUGACGUACUGCCUCUGAUUGGACAAUUCUUCCCCAAGUUCCGACUCGUCGACGUCGAUGCUGGUCACUGGCUCAUCUCGGAACAGCCUGAAGCGUUCAGACAAGCGGUGGUUGAGUUUCUUCAGAAGCCCGAGUGA
Messenger RNA from Fusarium graminearum PH-1, 918 nucleotides. RefSeq lists its product as uncharacterized. Lineage: Eukaryota; Fungi; Ascomycota; Sordariomycetes; Hypocreales; Nectriaceae. The transcript has 5 exons. The coding region runs from base 1 to 918 and encodes 305 amino acids. The record is from RefSeq and is a predicted model, not a curated record. Gene Ontology annotation, cellular component: mitochondrion.